AUGGCAUCCAACACGAGUGCGAGCAACAAGACGCUAAGCCUGAAGCUGCUGGUGAACUCCAAGACCCAGCGCGUCCUGUACGCUGAGGCUGGCAAGGACGUGGUCGACUUUCUCUUCUCCCUCCUUACCAUGCCGGUGGGCACGGCUGCCAAGCUGCUCACCGCAGACUCCAUGGUCGGCAGCGUCGGCAACCUGUACAGCAGCGUCGAGAAGCUUGAAGACACCUACAUUAGCUGUGAUGGCGCCAAGAAAGCACUGCUCACGCCUGCCGGUGGUGGUGGGAGUGAUAAGCUACUCCAGCUAUCCGAGCCGAAGACGGAAUCUGGUGUUCUUUAUAGAUGCAGCUACACCGGUUCAGCAACCUGCAGGAACUACGUGACCAAGGUAAGCGGCGUGCUGUGUCCGAAUUGCCACAAUAGCAUGACCACCCAGUUGCAGCCGCUGGUGGAGCCGGCCGGUGGAUCUGUUGGCAGUGCGGCUGGUGCUGUUCCAGCUGGCGCUGGGUUCGUGCAGGCGAUCGUGACUUACACGGUCAUGGAUGACCUCAAGGUCUCGCCAAUGUCUUCCAUCUCUGGGAUCACCCUCCUCAACACCUUUGGCGUCACGGACAUCGGCUCCCUCAAGGAGAAGACCGUUCAGCUUGGGUACACAGAGGGACUGGAGAUACUGAAGGCGUCGCUGCAGUCAAAGACGGUUCUCACUGACGUCUUCCUCGGGAAGAAGACGAAGGAGUGA
Messenger RNA from Lolium perenne, 735 nucleotides. RefSeq lists its product as uncharacterized. Lineage: Eukaryota; Viridiplantae; Streptophyta; Magnoliopsida; Poales; Poaceae. The record is from RefSeq and is a predicted model, not a curated record.